Ambispora gerdemannii is the source of this 4749-nucleotide messenger RNA. The record is from the annotation of a GenBank genome assembly. Lineage: Eukaryota; Fungi; Glomeromycota; Glomeromycetes; Archaeosporales; Ambisporaceae.
AUGGAAAUUGACCGAAUACUUUACGACAUUGACGUCGUUGCUGUUUGGAAACCAGACGACGAAAUUGCCACGGAUCAAGAAAACAGUGCAAAUUCACAUUUAAGCCUUUUCAAGAAUGCAGAAGGUGAAGACCCUUCAUACUCGCAACUACCAAGACGUGUCUUUAAACAAUUCACCCAUCGGCUAGUACGUAGCUUAGAAGGUCUCACAAUUUCCACGACUGUUCCUCCAGCGCUUUUACAAGCUUUACCUAAAGUAAUGAGCGAAUGGUGUAUGCAACUUUCACCAAAUGGUGAAUGCCUGGCAGUGCUGCAGGAACAUAAAAUAGAAUUUCGUUCAGUUAAAAAAGGCUUUGAAACAGUUCACUCGAUAUACAAGUACACAGUAAAACGUGACACUUUUCCAAAGUGGAGACGCGUUGCUUGGAGUUUAGACUCGAAAAUUGUCGCAGCCUCUCGUAGUGAUGGGACAGUUGAUAUUGUUGAUACGGAAGGAGAUUUGGUGUGCACCAUUCUACCGACUUCUAAAACAUCCAGCUUACCUCGGCCUUUGAAUAUUAGCUCAUAUGAAAAUGGAUCGGAAGAACAAAGUGGUUCUAGUUUUUUCCUGGAGCCCGUUGCUUUUUUGGCUUUUAUUGAUCCUAAGCGAGGUCAAAAACAAAGCAACUUUAAAGGCUAUAUAUACCAAUACGAGUUAAUAGUUGUGACAUAUGAUGGAAUACUGCGUAGUUAUUUACUGAAUACUUCGGAUCCCGCUGCAAAAAUUGAUUCUUCUUUGCGUCGAUCGCGUACAAGAUUAUCUUAUUCGCGAGAGAGUGCAGAAGAUCCAGGCUUAUUCAUGCAUUAUCAUAAAUUUUCAUUUAAGAAAUGGCUUUCAACUGUUGUUUGUGGCGUAGUUGAUAGUAAUUGCAAAUUUAUGUGUCUUGGAGGUAAACCUGACAGUUCAAUUGUAGAAGAGGGCGGUGAUGUAAAAUAUUCUUCGGUUGCGUGUUGGCUAUUAUUGCCUGAUCGACCAUAUUACCGAAAACUAGAUCUAGAAGAAACAAAUCAAAAGCCAAUUGAUAAUUUGGCACAAUUGAAUGAAGAGGGCUCUAUUGAUGACACUGGAUAUUUCUCUCGAAUAAAAAACAUCUUCUCUACAUGGCGAAAAGUAAAUAAAAAGUUUACCCAUGAAAUAGUUCAGCGGAUGAUUUUAUCUCCUGAUCAGACUUCUUUAUUGACAUUGGAUUUCUCUGGCACCGUAAAUCUAUGGAAUAUCUCAUUAAACCGAGGCAUCGAAUCGCAAAAAUCAUGGAAUCAAGAUGAACUUAACUAUUUUGCGAGAGGAAAAGAAUUCCGUGAUCUUUCAUUUGAGCAAUUCACCGAUAAAAUUGAAGAUUUUGAAGAAGAGGGUGGCUCAAUCGCGGGAAUCAAUGGAUUAGAUAAUGGAAAAGUGGUCUCGAUUGGUUGGUGGUCGAAUAACGCGAUCAUAAUUGGUUAUCAACAUGGUUCCUUGAUAAUCGCUAGUUAUCCCGAAAUGAAUAAUAUAUUUGGUGAAUCGCCAGAGGUAUUCAAAUCAUGUCGUGAGAUUACUAGUCAAAGAGAUAAUCGGUUUCUAGUAAUUGAACAUGAAAAUAAAACAAUUCGCGCUAGGGUUCAUGGAGACAACCUUAUAUCUUACUCGAGAGCACAAGAGGAAGGAGACAUGGACGAAGAAUUCGCAGACGAAAAAUCACCGAUGCGUAAAUUGCUAUCAGCAAUUGGAAAUUCAAUGCACUAUGUUACUGAUACAUUUCUUUGGCAUUUUGAAAAUGAUGCUUCUUCUUUGCGCGGUAAAUUUGUAACAAUCUCCAAACGAACUCUCCGUCUAAAUCGAAUCUCGAAAAUUCUGCCCGAGGAUUUGCUCUAUCGCAAGAUACUUGCACUUGAAUAUGAUGACGCGUUAGUGAUUGCAGAAACUUAUAACCUUAAUACAGACACAAUUUAUCAGGCGCGAUGGCGGGACGCAGAGAUUUCAGAAAGGGCGAUUCAUGAAUAUCUUGAUAAAGUUAAUGAUCGUCAAUGGGUUCUUGCCUCUUGUCUGGAACGAAUUCCUGAUUCUCGAGAACCUGCUGAAAUGUUAUUAAAUUAUGCUUUUAAAAUGUCUGACAUCUUAGAAACAAUGCUCGAUUCAUCGUCAGCUAUUUCUACGAAUUAUAAUCCUAACGUCUUAGCAAAAACAUUAAGAGAGAAACCACUUGAUUGCGAUGCUUGGAUUGAGGAAAUGCUAAAAGCCAUGAAUUUUUCAGAACAAUACUUAAAUAUAUGUAGAUAUAGAUAUUAUGCAUUGAAAUAUUUAGAUCGAUUGCGUACAUUUGACGAUAUCAUAAAAAUAAAAACUAAUAGAAAUGAAAAUUCUAAAUCAAAGGAAAUUGCUAUAGAAGAAGAUACUACUUUGACUUUUACCGACUAUUCUUUGACUUUUGCCGAUGAUUAUGGUUUAUUCCGUGAUGUAAGCAUUGCAGCACAAGCAAUGGACUUUGCGACAGAUGAAUUCUUUGAAGGGUUACAAAUAUUGUUCACCAGACAUGGACCAGAGACAUUACCUUAUCGAUUUGACAUUCUUGAACAAAUACCCGAAACAUCUGAUCCAGAUGCCUAUGAAAAUCUUUUACCUAAGGUAAAGAAUUCGGAUGACGACGAGAACACUUCAUCAGAGUGUUUAUGGGAUGAGAAACCAUGGCGUGAGCCGGAUUGGGUUGAGAAUCCUAUCUUGAAAAGUCUUAUACUAAGACAUGAUGAAUUAGAGGCAUGGGAUUUUGAAGGAAUUGUUUUGAAGAAAGUUCCUUAUCCUGCUUUGUCAUCUCAUAUAACAAAUUGGUAUUAUAAUCGCGCGCAUAAGAUUGAUUGUAUGUCUGGACAAGUAGACAAAGCUCUCAAACUUGUUCGUCAUGGUAUUCAUAAAAAUGUUCGGAAUCUCGAGACUUUGGAAGAAGAUUUGCACAUGUUGGCUAAACUUGUGUAUAAUUGCUACCCUGCCUCGGAUCCUAUCAGUAUUUCUAUGACUCUUCUCGAAUGGGAGUCUUUUUCCGAGGCAGAAAUUGUGCAAACAUUUCUUAGACAGACAGAUGAAACACGUAUUGUUAAUGAUGUAAAGCAGUUUGUUAUACCAUUUUUGCAAUUAUUACCUUCACGUCGUGCUCGUGAAAUAUACGAGAAUAUCGAAGAGAAUAACUUCUUGAAGACACAACCCUUGGAUCUUUUAUAUGAUUACAUACUGACACUUUCAGAGAAUCGGUUGGAUUUGUGUUGUCUUAUAUUUGAAGCAUCAAAGCCCAUUUUGGAUACUGCUGAUCGUAUUAUUACUUCUGAUACAGAUUUAUCCAGAAUAGCGCUUUCUUGUCUAUAUGGUAGUGAAAGUACUGAUCAAUGGGAAAAUAUGACGCGUAUUUUUGAAUGCUUGCCUAUUUUUGAUGCCGAUGCAACUGACGACUCAAAUAUGAAGUUUGAGAUUGUAUUAUCUCAAAAAUCGACACCAAUCUACUUUUAUGAUAUAUUUAAAACAAAGAAUGAGAAAGAACUACAACGCAUUAUUGAUUUCCUUGAAAUACAUUUAAAUGCUGCGGAAAUUCUUUCACGUUAUGAUGAUCCAGUUCCAUUGCAAUGGUUCCUACAGAGCGCGGAUGAUUAUAACUUACAAAAGCAGCUUUGUAUUAGACUCGUACGCAAAGCAAGUGGAGGACCUGAAACAGGCGGUGAAAGAUUUGAGAGUGAAGAUGAAUGGGCAUUGUUGCUUGAAGAUAUGUUAAAAUUACAGGAUAACGGAAACGGUGUAUUUGGGAAAUUGUCUGUAAAAGAGAUAUAUAAAGAUUUCAUUUCUGGAUUAUUGAAUUGUGGCAAAUUUCUCUUGGCGCGUGAAAUUCUCUUCCCAAUAGAUCAACCUAAUCCUUUAGAUAUUUCAACUGCUGAAAAACUUGUCAUUGAUUCUUCACGAGAAUUUUUUGACAACGCAACUUCGGGAAACAUGCAUUACGGAUACAUGAAAAUGGCAUAUGAAUGUCUUCAAAUUCUUCCAAAAUCCGAAUCCAUCAAAUUGGAACUUGAGUUCAUAGAGGCAACGCAUAUUAUCACUGAACGAAAGAUAUAUUAUCAACCUGGAAUCCCGAUACAUCCACUGCAAAUUCGGCUAGCUCCAAACCGUCUAGACUUGAUUGCGCGAUUACUAAGUACACAUGAAACAGCUUAUCAUGAUCCAGAAUCGAUCCUAGAGUUAGCUCGGAAGUUCGGAUAUCGAAAUGACAAGGUUGCAGAGGUCAAAGUAUUGGCAAUGCUUUCGGAUGCUGCAUUACAUAAUACCGAUUACGCUAUUGCAUAUGAAAGAUGCAUGGAUGUUGUCAAAGUAACAAAGAAUAUUGCUGCUACAAAUACAGCAAAGUCAAAUGCGAGAAUGACAAUUACUGAAGGUGAAGAAAAAUCAGAAUUGUACGAAGCCAAAGAUGUGUCAUGGCGAGUUUGCUAUGAAGUUGGGAAGCAAGAAGGAUAUGCGAAUAUAGAAAAACGUAUGACUCUUAUAGGAUUUGCAUUAGCUUUAUGCCCGACCAAACAAGCAAUCAAUAUAUUGAAUUUGUGGAGAAAGCUUGAGGUCGAGUACAAGUUGAUACACGCGAGUAAAGCGGCAGCAUUAUCACGUGAUUCUACAAGAGAUAAUGAAAAGACAUUAUCACACUUGGGUAUUGGUGAAUCGGUGAUUUUGGGUGCACCGAUAAUAAAGAUUGACAAGUUAAAGAGUUUG